Messenger RNA from Auxenochlorella protothecoides, 681 nucleotides. RefSeq names its product Proteasome subunit beta type-6. Bases 1 to 681 code for a protein of 226 amino acids. Gene Ontology annotation, cellular component: proteasome core complex. The transcript has 5 exons. Gene Ontology annotation, molecular function: threonine-type endopeptidase activity. The record is from RefSeq and is a predicted model, not a curated record. NCBI's taxonomy places the organism in Eukaryota, Viridiplantae, Chlorophyta, Trebouxiophyceae, Chlorellales, Chlorellaceae.
AUGGACUGCAGUGGUGAGCACAACCCCUCCUCCACGUCACCUCCCCACACCGGGACAACUAUAGUGGCAGUGACCUACGCGGGAGGGGUGGUCAUCGGUGCCGACUCCCGUGUGAGCACCGGAAACUACAUCAGCAACAGGGCCUCCGACAAGAUCACACCGCUGACGGACAGGGUGUACCUCCUUCGCUCAGGCUCGGCGUCCGACACCCAGGCCGUCUCCGACUAUGUGCGCUACUUCACCGAGCAGCACGAGUCCCAGCUGCAACGGCCAGCUCUGGUCAAGACCGUGGCUGGCAUGAUCAGAUCGAUGAACUACCAGUACAAGCACCUGGUGGGCGCGAUGAUCGUGGCGGGGUGGGACGCGGCCGGCGGGCCUCAGGUGUAUGGCUGCCCCAUCGGCGGCACCCUGUCCAAGGAAUCCUGGACCACUGACGGCUCCGGCAGCACCUACAUCUGGGGCUACCUGGACGAAGAGUUCAGGGAGGGUAUGACGCGGAGUGAGGCAGAGGACCUCGUGGCCACUGCGCUGGAGCUGGCCAUGGCCCGCGAUGGAUCCUCGGGCGGCGUGGUGCGACUGGUCACCAUCACCGAGAAGGGGGCGGAGAGGAGACUGAUCAAGCCGGAGGAGCACCCUGUGCUCUGGGACGAGCUACCGACGCCUCUGGGCGUGGUGGUCUGA